Menidia menidia (Atlantic silverside) is the source of this 4483-nucleotide messenger RNA. NCBI's taxonomy places the organism in Eukaryota, Metazoa, Chordata, Actinopteri, Atheriniformes, Atherinopsidae. The record is from the annotation of a GenBank genome assembly.
GUUCACUGUCCAUGACAAAGAAAACUGAGAAACAUCAGAUACUGUGACAGCUUUGAGCAAAGCUUUUCAACUCAUUUGUUAAAAACUGCUCGUUUUAGAAUGUAGUGCAUCGCAAGAUCGGUCUACAUUUGAAAUGCUUCUUGAGGAAUGGAGAAACUGAGCGACGGCAGGCUUGGAGAAUGCCACUCGACCAGUUUAAUCUUCCAGUUAGUUCCUUUUGUUAUUGGUGCAUUACUGCAAAGGGUGAAAACCCUGGAAGGAAACAGGUUUUGAUGCCUUACAGCAGAUCUUUCCAUUAGAUACUGGGCAGAUGGUGAAACUAGAACCAGCUGUUCCUUCAGAUACCUCCCAUGACAGAAAAGGGAAGAACGCUCGCGGGCAGAGGGACUUUUAGAACAGAGGACGCCAGGCACGGAAGAGUUGUUGCUCCGAUUUGACAAAGAGGAUUUGACAACAGUAAGGGCCACAUAUCAGCACGGUCAAGUCGCUAUGAGUGGCUCCUCCUUGCAAAAGGUCUUCUUUUGGAAAAAGAAGAAGAAGAAGAAGUCACCUGUGAACAAAGCCUUCAGUCAACUGAAGAGGGCGCUACCCAAAAAGAAAAGCAAGAGAAAGAGCAUUCUGCAGAGGCUGAACCCAAGCAAAACAAAGAAGGACAAGCAUUCCCAAAAGAGAUUCUCCCUGACGACAGACAAGAAAUCCUCAACGCCGCUGAAGAGACUCUCUCUGGGUAACAUAAGGAAGGAUUCUGUUCAGGAUGGCUCUGUAGGAAGGAAGGAAAACGACAAAGGGGGACUGGACCGGUUCAGGGAGCAGAUAAGAAAGAAGUUCACUCCAGAAAACAAAAAAGAGCUGGAUGGCCAACCUGGGGCGGCUCCUCCGCCGGUGGACCUGAAGGAAGUCAACGUGGAUAAAACGUCUAAAAAGAAACUGAAAGACAUCUUAAGAUCCACUCGUCAAAUUGGAUCCAAAACCAACAGACAGAGUUGAGAGGAGAAAAAAAAAAUCAUGUGGAGAAGAAGCCAAACGACAGACAGACACGAGGACUCAAAGCUUUUAAUGUCGUUUUUGUGAACUGCUACCAUAACAGGUUUCCUGUUCGAUAACAAUAAGGUCAGUUUUCCAGGAUGUUGACAGAAAUUAGCCGCGCUGUAUUUAGGCUCCAUUACCUCUCCCACUUACUUGUCCUUUCUGCUCACUUGUGCUUUACAGAGCAUUAAAAGCUAAAACAACAGUGGUUUGCCUCUGGCACGUCUGAGUGACUACACCAGAUAAUCCAUUUGAUACCUAAAUCAUCACAAUUAUAAAUAAAAUAACUGUCCAGCAAAUAAUGUGCGUCACAAAGACAAAAAAAAAGAUCCAAGAGGAAAGCAGCUUAUAAAAUAUGUGAUUGUGAAAAAAUAUUAAAGAUCAUACAAUAAAAUAAACAUGGCAGGUCCAGGAACAUCCACUUAUUUCUACACCCGUAUUUAUGAUUGCCUGGUUAAAAAUAAUAGGGUAAAAAGAGCUGGAAGAUGUUCCCUGUUCAGCUUAAGAGGAUGAUUCUGAUUGGCACAAAACUCAUUUGAAGAAGCACUUUGUAAGCGUUUAUAGAGAUUCUGAACAGAUGAAAAGGUUUAGACAGAGUCCGACUGUACAGGCCUUUGGCCUCACUGUGCUGUAAACUAUUUGAACAUGAAUUUGCAGCCUUCUCUACUAUUCUGAUCAGAUUUAUUUCUAUUCAAGUUUCUGCCAUAUGUUCUUAAAGCUUAUUUAAAAUUAAAAAAAAGUGGCAUGUGAGGGAUCCAUCGACUUUGGAAUGCAAUUUAUCAUAAAUACACAGAAAAUGUAGGGGAUUACAGCUGGACUGGUGGCAGAUGCUAGAUAAGAAAAAAAGGAAGAUUUGCCUUUCAGAUCAUAGAGAAUCACAGCAAUGACGGGACGGAUAUGCAGUGAUCACUAAUAAAAAAUUAAAUUAACCUUUAAAUUAACAUAGCUGACCAGGACAUAAACAAAUGUCUGGACUUUAAAGGUUUUCAAGUAAGAAAGCAGCGGCAGCAUUUCUAAAAGUUAGAUUUUUUUUUUUGACAAACCUGUCCAUGAGUUGCUUACCCAAAGUGUACAGUUAAUGGAUCAGAACUAAUCAACAAAUCAGUUAAUAUUGUAAUUAUUCCCAAAGUAGAGUUUCCCUAAAUAAAAGGGUUUAGGCGUUUAAAUUAUUUUAUGUGAUCUGUUGCCAAUUUAACCAUUUAAAACAGUCAAAGAGACCUGGCUUACAUUUCAUUUUCUUCUACCAGACCUGCACUCUGCUGACAGUUCUGCCGUUCAACCCCUCAGUUUCGUUGUCAGUGGUGAGCUUCUGUGGAAACUGGUUGAACCAAUUCGGGGAAAACCAUAUGAAAUGUGCGUCGUCCCUCAUUGCGUGCCCAAAGAUCUGAGUCACCACGCGACCAGGACGCCUCCGACCGUACAGCCGAGUCCUAGCAGCCUGAAACGGUUUCAGCAAAAAAAAAAAAACGCUGAACAAGAGAGGUUUCACUGCGACCUGGGUUUCCUUACGCUUACUGGGACAUCUUGCAUCUGGGGGAUUUCGGGCCGGGCUUACCUGACCAUCUGGCCACAGAUGGGACGUCUACACACACGGCCGCACAGCAGAGCCCAAUACACACAAAACACAUUCAGUCAUUUCCUCUGCGCGCUGUCAACUUGUUCCAGGUGUUCUUCUGCUCCCAUCUCUUUGGUCCAAUAGCUUGGGGUGGUCUCCUUCCAUGUGCUGAAGCCUGAUUAUGGAGCAACAUCUGCCAUCAGGAUGGAGUUCUAAUGUCAGUUCUUUCCCUUUUGGUUUACCGGGCGCUGACAGAGUAACUUCUGUCCUCCAUCAGUGCAGGUUAAAAAAAAACACAAAAAAAAACUCUUUUUGAGUCUGGUUAGUCUGCUGAGACACCUGGAAGCGUGUUCAUUCAACUGUCCGAUGUGGGUGAUGUCUCCCAGUGACUUUAACUCCACUUCUCCGAAGAAGCAGGGAUGUCCUCGGAGCCUUUGUGAAUGAGAGGUACCCCGUUGCUCUCGUCUACCCUCCGGAUUGUACGCAUAGACCUCUACAAACAGUGUUGGAGAAACAGAUGAGAGUAUGAGCAGAAAGUUGAAAUCAGGAAAAGGGGAGAAAAAAAAAAAGAGUUGGGAUUAGAUUGAUGGGAAAACAAGGUAGAGCGGGUUAGUCAUGUCCAAAAUGAAAAAAAAAAAAAGACCCAAAUGUGCCGAGAGAAAAAGAUAUGAAACCCAUUACUGUAGUUAGUCGCGUUUGACCGGUUAAAACGAGGAGGCUGUCGCAGGGGAAAGCAGACACACUGGUCCAAACAAACAGCAUGUGGUCAGAUUGUGCAUUUAUUCUCAUUAAUUAUAACAAUGUUUGUACAAAAAUAAACCCCAAAUAUGAUGAAAAUGUUUCUGAACUGAAUGAUACUAAAAGUAUUCCUAUAAAUGGAAAUUAAGUGUUAAACAAUUAAUCAUUUGCAAGCUAAGGACAAAUAGUUUCAAUGGAAUACAUAGUCACCCAUUAAAUAUCUUGCUGUAAUGGAAUUCCCUUUAAAGAUACACACAGGUAAUGAUUUGCCCUCAUCAAUAAAAGGUUUAGCUUUCUUUUAAUUACACGCCUCUCUGCAUUUCAUUAUCAAAACAGAGUAAGGACAAAGGCUCUCAGUCCCGCCCUCCUUCGCGCGCAAACUUCCCUUUUGAUCUUUUAAUGUCAAAAACAAAACAUGGAAAACAAUGAUUCCCUGCUCUCUCAAAUACACAAGUGCACACAUACGAGAUACUCGUGACUGCACUUCCUGUGGGUGAGUGUGUGUGUCAGUGCACAAUUCCAACAUAGACACAUGCCAGAGUAACGAGUCAGAGGAAAUGUGGCAAAAGAAAAAGAAAGCAUGACCGCGCUAUCCGCCGGCAUGCAUCUGGACAGGCUUAAGGCUUCACAACACAAGCACACAACCUAAGACGCACACACCAACAUGCUGCACUGAAGAGGCACAAAUACUGCGGUCACAAUAAACUGAGCAACAGCUUGGGGGGGGGGGGCAACGGUACGAUUCCAGGCAUCUGGGUUAUUCCAAAAAAGAAGUCUGUUUAUAGCGCGAGGCACUGGGGCCAUUAAGGGCUUGUUUUAUGAGAUCGGAGGAGUCUGAUCAAGGUCACUUCUUGAUGUUUUGCAAAACUUUGCCUCAUGGAAAGUUUGACUUCUUUCCUGGACUUGCAUGCAUAUGCCUUGAAUUAUAUUUUGCAUGGAUACUGGGACGGGUGUUGAGCGCAGAAGUAGACUAUCUGCACAAACAUGAAGAAAAGCCAUUAGCGAACACGGCUGCCGUGAGACAAAAAUCAGCUCACGCGGCUGGAGAAAAUUUCCAAAAAUAGUACUUGCGCUCAAGUAAAGGCAGAAGCUAGAAUGUGGUGAAGGUGCUGCAGACAACACAGGGGGGAAGUAGCAGGUGCAUCGGGGGGGGGGGGGGGGGGU